Molecule: messenger RNA, 1004 nt
Organism: Xenopus laevis (African clawed frog)
Lineage: Eukaryota; Metazoa; Chordata; Amphibia; Anura; Pipidae
Product: olfactory receptor 56A5
Exons: 1
Coding region: 9-917 (302 amino acids)
Source: RefSeq, a predicted model, not a curated record
UGAAGACCAUGACCAUCUCAAUGUCGAAUCAGACUACUGUCACUGAAUUUAUCCUCCUCGGUUUCCCAGGUCUACAUCCAAAUUUCUUCCUUCCAGUUUCACUUACAAUAUUUCUUGCCUACAUUGUUUCACUGAUUGCAAAUAGCACAGUCAUCAUAUUAAUUAUUCUGAGGGAACAACUCCACCACCCCAUGUAUAUUAUUAUUGCCAACCUCGCUCUCUCUGACCUUCUCUUUGACACAAUAACAUUACCUAAAAUCAUUGGCAAAUAUUGGUUUGGAGCAGGGUCUAUAACAUUCUACGGUUGCUUCUUCCAGCUCUUCUGUGUCCAUUCCCUUGGAAGCCUUGACUCCUUCAUCAUUAUGCUGAUGGCUAUUGAUCAUUAUGUUGCUAUUUGCAAACCUCUCAGAUAUCACUCCAUUAUCACCAAUAAACUGGUGACUCUCCUCUGCUACAUGUUAUUGCCCUUUGCUGCCCUAUUUGGAUUAGCUAUGACUUUAAUCGCGGUUCAGCUUCCUUACUGUGGACCAAACAGGGUCAACAACUGUUUCUGUGCCAGCCAAUUUGUAAUAAUUUUGGCGUGUUCUGAUGUUACCUUGGAAAAAAGAAACCGUUUUAUAACUGGCAUGUGUGUGCACCUCUUCCUAUUGGCUGUUAUUAUUCUCUCAUAUAUUCUUAUAAUCAGGGCUGUGCACUUAUCAGCCAAUAAUGGAAACCAGCAGAAGGCAUUUUAUACCUGUACCACUCAUUUAAUUGUCAUUGGCUUGUACUUUAUUCCCAGGUUGUUUGCAUAUUGUACAAGUCAAAUCCCCUUAAUUCUUGAUCCUGACUUAAAUGUUCUAAUUGUUUUUCUGUACACUUUUAUUCCCCAUUUAGCCAACCCCAUUAUUUUUUGUCUUCAAACAAAAGAAAUUUGAAAUAUUUUGGGUCAAAUGUUCAAUAGCAAGAGCCCCAGAUUUGAGCACAGGUCUAGAACUCAAGUGAAAGUCAUUAAAUUCAGUUGU